Molecule: messenger RNA, 2546 nt
Organism: Limulus polyphemus (Atlantic horseshoe crab)
Lineage: Eukaryota; Metazoa; Arthropoda; Merostomata; Xiphosura; Limulidae
Exons: 13
Coding region: 29-2116 (695 amino acids)
Source: RefSeq, a predicted model, not a curated record
GCAGUUUUUAGGGCUUAAGGCUCAAGCUAUGAAAUCACAACUUGCUAAUGUAAAGCCAGUUUCUGGAAAAAAAUGGACAUAUGCCGCGAAGCUUCGUCUUUUAGAAAUGUGUAUGGACAGACCACUGAUGGCUCUUAUGACAAAUGUAUUAGCAGAUGAUCGAUUAUCAGUCUACUUGUGUGACACAUCAUAUGAUGAGGAUUUCCAUUUAAAUGAUGCAUUGGUAAAAGAAGGGCAUGCUGUUUUUGGUAACAUUAAUGAACCUGACUUACCACCAUCUUUGACUCAGCAGUCUUCUUUGCUUGGAAAUUUCUCUCAGCUUUUGAGCUCCAACCCAUUAUCAUUACUGGGAGGUUUAAACCAAACAUAUGCCAAUUUGCAACUGAUGAACAUGUUAUCAGGAUACAGGCAACCAAUGGGUGAAAUAUCUAAACAGGGCCAGCUUUUGACCCUACAGGGUCUUUCUGGGUCAGGAUUAGACCCAACCAUUUUAUCAAAAUUGAUGGAUGUUUCACCCACCAAACCUUUGUUCUCUCCAUUUUGUUCAAUGACCAUGCCCGUUUCUUCAGAGUUUUCAACUUCUGAGGCAUCAACAACAACUACCACCACAACUGCAGCAUCUGGGUAUGUGAGCUCAACAUCACCACAGGGUGAACCAGGUCAACGUCUUCAAGCAGGAGCUAGUGCCUCUGAGGAGAAUGAGAGUGAAACAUUUGAAGAAGAUGAAGACUUUAUCAAAGAAAUGGAAGAUUUGGAAAUUAACGUGAAAGUCCAUGCACAAAGAAUUCAAUUAAAAGAAGGCUGUGUUAUCAGCUUAAUCAACUUCUGUGGAGAACCCUUCCUGACUUUAGAAGAUAUAGCAUAUUUAAUGUCUUGGAAGUUAAGCCUGUUACAAACUAUGUUGAAGGUGAAAUGUAUAAACGUACCAUUUGUUGACCUCUGCAUCACUGACCAUGAAGAGUUCUUCAAUGAAAUGGAUAGAUUUGGGGUAAGAGGUUUUAGAGAUGGUGACCAUGUCAAAUCCAGCAUUCAGCUUUGUCCUGUAGAAAGUGUUUGUCUGAUACUGGAGUCUCUUCGACAUCCAUCUACAUCUCUUAUACCCAAAAUCAAGAAAUUGCUCAAUGAAUUUGACCCCAAAGACCCUUAUUGGAUGGGUGAGUCAUCUGACCAAAGUCUACAGGGAGAUGAUCUGACUGUUCUUGAUAUUCCGCUACAUGAUUUGAAAUUUACAUUGGAUAUUCUUGAAAAUAAGAGGAAAAAUGUUCUUAGUCAAAUGAUUGAGUUCACUUCCUUUGAUUCAAAUCCUGUGGAUGAACUUCAACUGGUGGAAAAAAAAAUAUCACUUUUAAAGAGACGGAUAUCUGAACUUGAGUCAAUCAAAGGAAAAAUAACAAUAGAGACUGAUGAGGAUUCAGGUAGAAAUGAAGCUGAAAAUAUAUCCUCUACAUGGAAAGAGCACAAAAAACAUAACUCAGGUUUAACAGGCUCAUCCAAAAAGAACACUGUUUCAACUAAGCAAGAAUUAUCAUGGGGAGUUGAUCUGACUUGGACAAAAUAUGAUACAGACAAGAGUGUGUAUAAGUCAAGAAAAUCUUCAGAAUCUGGAAUUAUUGACCAAGAGAAGAAAUGUUCGGACAAUAUGAAUGAUGAAAAUGGAGAUGUUCUGAAAAUGCUUAGAGAAAAACUCAAAGAACUUCAAGAUAGAGAGCUGCAAAAAAAACAGGAGCUUGAUGAAAAGUCAAAGGAAGAAUGCUUAAAUAGAAAUUUUAGUGCUAAAACUGCAGACCUGUUGCCUGUGUCAAAAGUGUCACCUGUUAUGCCUGUGACUCCCAUGGCUGUUACUCAAGCUCAGUCUAAGUUUUUAAAUCAAGUUGGUCCAGCAUAUCCUUCUGCUUCAUUUUUUCCCAUGAUUCAGCAACAGUUUCACCAACUGCCCUACAAUUCACUUCCCAUGCCCCAAAUGCAAGUAUUUCCUUUCGUACACCAAACACCAGUUUACCCAAACCAGAAUGUUCAAUACAGAGGAAUGGUCAGCCAUGUUCCUGCAAAUGUUGGUUUUCAAGGUACAUUUCAAAAUAUUUCAACAGUUCCUGGAAACUUCCCACACCAGAAUUAAAUAAAAAGUUGUGAACUAGAUACUUAUGGCAGUCCAAAUACUUCAUUUCCACUGCACUAUUCAUUGUGGUCUCCUAAAACAUGACUGUAUAAUUGAUUUUAACAUAACUGUUCUUAAUUAGUUCACACAAAUCAUUGUAAUUUCACACCUGUAUAGGGCUAAUGGUGACAAUAAUUGCAAGUAUUAAUAGUAACUUUCAUUUUAUUUUUCAUAUUUUUAUUUAUGAUUUAAGUGAUAACUGAUUCAUUUUCAACUUGGUACUUUCUUUUACAUUAGGAUUUGUUGAAUGAAGGUGUUCAACAUGAUGUGAAUGUUUUGUUGGUAAUUGCAUCGUGUUUAUUAAAACUUUUGUAUCUUUUUGUGUUUCAUAAAAGAAUGAAAGCUUGUAUGUGAAGAUGACUGUAUAAAGAAAUACAUACAUCAACAAAUA